AUGGCGACUCCCUAUUUCCCUCCACCACCAGGUCAAGAAUCUCAAUUCCCUCCCCCUCAGAGAGCCGCAACGUUCCAGUCGCACCCCCACAGAGUCUCAGAUGUCUCUGCGCCUGACUUCGAUUUCCCUGCGCCGCAGAGGCAACAGACAGCGCCGACAGUGACACCGCCGCCGACUGAUAUUAACUCCGCAGCGUUUGCUGCAAAUGGAUAUAACACCAGUCCAUUUGGGCCAACCCCAGUGCAACCUCCCCAACCUUCCCCGCCGCCGUCGCUUCCAGUAGCCGUACAAUCCCCGUCCGCUCAGAUCCUACCCGCUACUAAUCAAGAUGAUGUCGGCACGUUCAACGGCGGGAGUUACAGAAUCAGUCACCGGGACAGUAAUUCGAUCCUUACCAUGCAGCUAGCGAUGGGAUGUCCAAUAGAAGCGAAGCCAGGCGUGAUGGUUGCAAUGUCGGGAAAGAUCUCGCUCCGGGGAAGUAUGAAGUGGAGCAUGAUGAAAAUGCUCGCAGGUUCAAUGACCUUCUCCACAUAUACUGGUCCUGGUGAGAUCUUACUCGCUCCGCCAACAUUGGGAGAUAUCAUUGUCCUGCGCCUCAAUGGCACGGAAACAUGGAAAGUUGGCAAAGACGGAUUCCUAGCCGCGACCAGUGGAAUCGUGAAGGAUUACAAGGCCCAGGGAUUGACGAAGGCCGUUUUCUCGGGAGAGGGGUUCAUCAUCUACCAUAUGUCUGGGACCGGUCUUCUAUGGCUUCAAAGCUUUGGCGCCAUUAUCAGGAAAGAUAUCCCUGAAGGCGAAUCAUACCUGGUCGACAACGGCUAUCUCGUCGCCUGGAAUUGCAAGUACACUAUGACGCGGGCUGCCGGGGGAGGCAUGUUCUCGACUUAUAGCUCCGCUGAAGGACUUGCCUGUAAAUUCGACGGCCCUGGGACGGUGUACUUGCAGACGAGAAAUGCCGCUGCCUUUGCGGCUCAUCUCAGUACCAAGUAG
Messenger RNA from Aspergillus nomiae NRRL 13137, 990 nucleotides. Its product is annotated as AIM24 family protein. The transcript has 5 exons. Lineage: Eukaryota; Fungi; Ascomycota; Eurotiomycetes; Eurotiales; Aspergillaceae. The record is from RefSeq and is a predicted model, not a curated record. The coding region runs from base 1 to 990 and encodes 329 amino acids.